AAAGAGUACCGCAGCACUGUGUUGCGCAUGCGCCACUGUCAUUCUGUUCCGAGCUGCGCGAGAAACUUUCCGCUGCUUGCAGAACAUGGCUGAAUAAAACCGCUUCAGGAUCAACUGUAACUGAUUCAUGUGUACUUCACCUGAACCAAACAUCUGUUCCAUAUGGAUCUGGACAACAUGAAUACAGAUGUUGAGCAGGUGGUGGUGGUUAAAGAAGAAGCUCCUGAGGAACAGAGUGCAUUUGUGGACCAGCAGGACCCAGAACACCUCCACAUAAAGGAGGAACAGGAGGAACUCUGGACCAGUCAGGAGGAAGAGCUGCACCAUUUGAAGGAUGAGACUGAUGCUGCCAGGUUUCCAUUCACUAUAGUUUCUAUAAAGAGUGAGGAUGAUGAGGAGAACCCUCUGUUCUCACAGCUUCAUCAUCACCGAACAGAAGACCGAGAUGUUCCAGUCAGCAGCUCAGCUGUCCAGAUGACAGUGGAAACUGGAGGAGCAGGAACUAGUAGGAACCUAGAUCUGAACCCCCAUGAACAGACAUUUGAUUAUUUAGAGACUGGAGUUAAUGGAAAGGAUGAAGAGGAUGGUGUGAGUCUAGACUCUGAGCCAUCAGACCCUGGGUUUGAAACUGGAGAUGGAAACAUUAACACUCGGUUUCACUCAGCAAUAGGUUCUUCAGGCUGUUUGGUUAAUAAGAAAUGUGUUGGAAUGACGCAACAUCUAGACUCAUCUGGAAAACUCCAGGCUAAUGUAAAAUCAUUUAGUUGUGGUGAAUGUGGAAAAAGAUUUGGUAAAAAAAACAUUUUAAACAAUCACAUAGCUGUCCACACAGGACAGAAGCCUUUUGCCUGUGAGCUAUGUGGACAAAACUUUACCCAAAAGACACAUUUUAACUCACACAUGAGAGUCCACACAGGAGAGAAGCCUUAUGCAUGUGAGCUAUGUGGACAGAAAUUUGCCCAAAAGACACAUUUAAACAGUCACGCCAGAGUCCACACAGGAGAGAAGCCUUAUGCAUGUGAGCUAUGUGGACAAACUUUUAGCCACAAGAAUAGUUUAAACAGUCACAUUAGAGUUCACAGAGGACAGAAACCUUUUGUCUGUGAGCUCUGUGGACAAAGAUUUGGCCAAAAGACACAUCUCACCACACACACGCGAAUCCACACAGGAGAGAAGCCUUAUGCGUGUAAAUUAUGUGACCAAAAAUUUAGCCAAAAAUCAAAUUUAACGAGUCACGUGAGAAUCCACACAGGACAGAAACCAUAUGCUUGUGAGUUCUGUGAACAAAAAUGCAGCAGUAAGGCAAAUUUGAACAAUCACAUGAGCGUUCACGCAGAGCAGAAACCUUUUGCUUGUGAGUCCUGUGGAAAAGCAUUUAGCCGUAAGAAUAAUCUAAAUAAUCACUUGAAAGUCCACACAGGACAGAAACCUUUUUUCUGUGAGCUUUGUGGAAAAAGAUUUAGUCAUAAAGUAAAUUUAAGUAGUCACAUUAGAGUCCACACUGGAGAAAAGCCUUUUGCUUGUGAGAUUUGUGGACAUAGAUUUUGUGAAAAGGCUAAUUUAAACAGACACAUGCGAGUCCACACAGGACAGAAGCCUUUUGCCGCCGAAAAUAAAGACCUCAUUUAACUACAUGAGUACUAAAAGAGAUCCUUGUAGUUUUAACAUCCUAUGUGUAAGUCUUGUCUCCUUGAUGGCAGUCAUUCACCCUAGAUCAGGGGUGUCCAAUCCAACUCAGCCACUCACCUGACACGUUGACGAUCGUAGCUGCUUGCCUCCUUAAGAUAAACAUCCUCCCCUUUUUUUCUAAUGACAGAGGUGAACAUGAAAUUGUCCUCCCUGCUGCCAGUUUCUGUAUCUGUUCUCCUGAGCGACGAGUCUGCUGUUUCUUAUUGCUCGUCUGCACGCGCUUGUUAACGACUCUUUUUUUCCGACUGAGAAACUCCGAGAGCGCAUGCGGGGGAGGGGUUGCUGCCAAUUGUUGCCUCAGUGCCGCUCUCGGUCCUCCAGGCGACACCUUUUUCCCAGGUAUUUAUCUAACAGGAUGUCUGGUUGAAAUAAGUAUCCACCCAUGCCUUGACCCCCACUUUGACAAGUGUUGAACCAUUUAAUCUGGUGUAGUAGAGCAGAAAAACAACGAAAGCUUUCUAAAAAUCAGCCAUCAAGGAUUGGGCAUCGCUGCUGUAGAUCAUUGCCUUAUCUGGCCCACGGGCAACUUCUUUCUGUCCUGUGAGCCUCACAUUGUUGUCCCCAACACUGUUUCCAUUAAGAGGUGGAGCUGUAUCACGCGCUGCUCAUCAUUACAUAAUGAGCUGCUAGCCUAAGCUUUCCUUUUUGCAGUGUUGCGGCAGAGAGAGCUUAGCCUGGCAUGUAUUGUAUGCUGGUAAAUGGUUUGUGUAGGAAUAUUUGUCUUUUACCUGUAGUUUGUAUGUUGUGAGUUGCAUAAAUACAACUACAGGUGAAAUAAAUACAUUUGUAUCACUAUUGGUUCCAGCACUGGCAUCAGCUAGUGUGGGACAGUCUUGCGUUUUCUUAACGGACUGUUACAUUUUCAUUAUUAAAACUGCUAAAACUUGUAUUACAAAUUACAAUAGUAACAAUGGUUCUAAGGUGCACUAAGACAUUGUGUUGAUGUUUUAUGUUAGGUUCUAUGUUUAUUAAUAUUUCUUUUUACUUAGCUUUUACAGAUAUGUCAAUUUAGUUGUGUGAUUAUGUUUAAUCUAAAGGGUGAAAUGUGAUUGUACUAAACUUCUGACAUUGCUGUAGAUGAACAAACAUUAUGUUUCAACACUGUUUCCUCUUUGUCCAUGUUAUGAGAUAUUCUUUGCACAGAGUGUUUCUUUUCCUUAUCUUUUGGAAGUUAUGACAAAUAUAUAAGAUACCUGUUGUAGACACGGGUACCUUGAUGUAUGAGUUAAUAACUCUGAAAGGGAGAAGGCAUAAAAGUGUACUUAGAUGCUUCAUAAUCUCUGUCUCCUAGGAUACAGUCACUGGAACAGUCAAUGUUUGUAUGAUUGUAUUCCUCUUUAUAUUAAUUACAAUUAAAACUUUUAUGGAUCAGG
Molecule: messenger RNA, 3062 nt
Organism: Nothobranchius furzeri (turquoise killifish)
Lineage: Eukaryota; Metazoa; Chordata; Actinopteri; Cyprinodontiformes; Nothobranchiidae
Product: gastrula zinc finger protein XlCGF57.1
Biological process (GO): regulation of transcription by RNA polymerase II
Molecular function (GO): DNA-binding transcription factor activity; RNA polymerase II cis-regulatory region sequence-specific DNA binding
Source: RefSeq, a predicted model, not a curated record